AAUACCACCAAAAAAUAACUGCAGUUCUAUUCGAAUCGCCAUGUCGCAAGCUGUUAGGCCACUGAGUCCGAAAUUGCAAAAAAUUGCAAUUGAGGAGCUAAACGAAGACCCCCUAAAAAUACCUGGAUUUUUAUACGACUUUAAAAAUUGGAUUAAAGAACAGAAAUAUCUUCAUGUCCGACACGAUGAUGAUCAGUUUCUGAUACAAUUUCUAAGAGCUAGCCGCUAUGAUCUGCAAGAAGCUGAAAAGAAGUUGGAUUAUUUCCAUGCAUUUCGUACCCGGUAUCCGGAGUUUUUCGAGACCAAUGUUGAUAGUCCCAAAGUUAGGGCCACACAUGAGUUGGGUGUCACGGUACCCUUGCCCACACCCCUAAAUGAUUGCGGCAGCCGCAUUGUGGUCUAUCGUUACACCUAUGAUCCAAAUAGAUGGCGCAUGGAAGAUUUGGCCCCCGUGUGCACUGCCAUGCAUGAACUGAUGAUCCUCAACGAUCCAUAUGCCUGCAUUUGUGGUCUCACCUAUAUUUUGGAUAUGUCACAGGCCAACAUGCAACACAUCCUGCAGUAUACUCCGUCUAUGGUGAAAAAAAUUGCGCUGUUCUAUGAAAAAUGGAUGCCGCUCAAUAUGAAGGGAUUCUACUUUAUAAAUGUCCAUCCGGGGGUGGAACUAGUUGCCACGCUAUUUAUGAAUGCCCUGUCCAAGGAAUUGCAAGAAAAGGUUUUUAUUUGCGGUAAGGAUCUCAGCAAAAUCGCCGAUCGAAUACCUUUGAAAUAUCUGCCAAAGGAAUAUGGAGGAGAAAAUGGCUCCUUGACUUCGAUUGUUCAGGAUUAUCACAACAUAUGGAAUGAGAACCGUGAAUAUUUUAGGGAGAAUCGUAAAUAUGGUACCGAUGAAGCUUUGAGACCUGGUGGGAAAUUACUGGAUUUCGAUGGCCAACUGAAGGAGGAGUUUUCACUGAAGGAUACUCAAUUUGAUUAGCAAAACCACUGGGUUUUUGAUGAAUUAAUAAAUGACUUAAUAUAAUAAUGACUUAAAA
This is a messenger RNA of Musca domestica (house fly), 1034 nucleotides long. Its product is annotated as retinol-binding protein pinta. The transcript has 3 exons. The coding region runs from base 41 to 976 and encodes 311 amino acids. Lineage: Eukaryota; Metazoa; Arthropoda; Insecta; Diptera; Muscidae. Gene Ontology annotation, molecular function: phosphatidylinositol bisphosphate binding. The record is from RefSeq and is a predicted model, not a curated record. Gene Ontology annotation, cellular component: membrane.